Microthlaspi erraticum is the source of this 564-nucleotide messenger RNA. The record is from the annotation of a GenBank genome assembly. NCBI's taxonomy places the organism in Eukaryota, Viridiplantae, Streptophyta, Magnoliopsida, Brassicales, Brassicaceae.
AUGGAGGAGGCUGAGUCAGAGGAAGAGGAGCAUGAGCUCCCUAUGUACCAAGAGCACUACAAUGCUCUCUUCUCCAUGGACUUUGUGGAGACCAAGUACCCACAUGAUGACACAAUGAGGGCUCUUGGGAUCUUUGAGGAUGUGGAGUUAGUCCUCAAGAACAUGCGCUUGGGAAAAUUCUUCUCUCAUCGCAUGGAGUCAUACAAGGAGCUCACUUGUGACUUUUUGGCGUCGAUGAGGUUUCACAAGUAUGGUGAGCUCGAUCGAGCUGAGUUGGACCUGGGGAUGGAUAACAUUCUUGGCAAGAGGAGAAAGGAAGGAUUCUCCUCUUCAAGAUCCAAGGCUGCUCAGAUAAGGAGCCCUGUGCUAAGAUAUGUACACAAGGCCCUUGCCAACACCUUCUUUGCAAGGAAGGCCACUGGUACAAUCAAUGAGGGAGAAGUAAAAAUCCUUGACAUGGGGAUUAAGCCCAUCAUCUCACGCACAAAGGAUGGGAAGAAGAUCAGAGGAGAUAGGAUCCACGCAGAGAAUCUCAUGCCCCUCCUUGAGCAGCUACUCUCCUAG